This is a messenger RNA of Cajanus cajan (pigeon pea), 1996 nucleotides long. RefSeq names its product polypyrimidine tract-binding protein homolog 3. Gene Ontology annotation, molecular function: RNA binding. Gene Ontology annotation, biological process: mRNA processing. The record is from RefSeq and is a predicted model, not a curated record. Gene Ontology annotation, cellular component: nucleus. NCBI's taxonomy places the organism in Eukaryota, Viridiplantae, Streptophyta, Magnoliopsida, Fabales, Fabaceae.
UGCCAACUCAAAAAUAGAUGGAUAAGUUUUGGGAGUGGUUGUGUGUGAUGAGACCAAAAGCAUGAUCAAAUCUUCAGACUUGGAACCUUAAAUUCUCUCUCAUGUAAACCCGCACUGAGUUACACAUCAUUAGAUCAUGCGUGCCACUCCUCUUUAACUCUCUUUCUCUCUCUUUCCGUGUCACCCUGUUUCAGGUUAAUUUGCAAUGACUGAACCUUCCAAGGUCAUUCACGUUCGAAAUGUGGGGCACGAGAUAUCUGAAAAUGAUUUACUUCAGCUGUUUCAGCCUUUUGGAGUCAUAACAAAGCUAGUUAUGCUGCGUGCAAAAAAUCAGGCCCUUGUUCAAAUGCAAGAUGUUCCUUCUGCAGUUAAUGCUUUACAGUUUUAUGCAAAUAUUCAGCCAAGCAUUAGGGGAAGGAAUGUUUAUGUUCAGUUUUCCUCACAUCAGGAACUAACAACAAUGGAUCAAAGUCAGGGACGAGGAGAAGAGCCAAACCGAAUUCUCUUAGUUACGAUUCAUCACAUGCUGUAUCCUAUAACAGUGGAUGUUCUGUAUCAAGUAUUUUCUCCCCAUGGAUCUGUGGAAAAGAUUGUAACAUUUCAGAAGUCAGCUGGCUUUCAGGCUCUCAUCCAGUAUCAAUCACAUCAAAGUGCUGUUAUGGCAAGAAGUACACUUCAGGGACGCAAUAUUUAUGAUGGUUGCUGUCAGCUGGACAUUCAGUUCUCAAAUCUUGAUGAAUUACAAGUGAACUACAAUAAUGACCGAUCAAGGGACUUCACAAACCCAAAUCUCCCUACAGAGCAGAAAGGCAGGCCUUCACAACCUGGAUAUGGUGAUGGAGGAAACAUGUAUGCUGCUCAAGGUUCUGGAGCCAGGACAGCCGGAUUUCCGCAGAUGGGAAAUUCUGCAGCCAUUGCAGCUGCCUUUGGGGGAGGUUUGCCUCCUGGAAUAACUGGGACAAAUGACAGGUGUACAAUUCUUGUAUCAAAUCUGAAUCCUGAUAGAAUUGACGAGGAAAAACUAUUCAACUUGUUCUCUAUUUAUGGGAAUAUUGUGAGAAUUAAACUUCUGCGAAAUAAACCAGAUCAUGCACUUAUCCAGAUGGGAGAUGGCUUUCAAGCUGAAUUAGCUGUACACUUUCUGAAGGGAGCAAUGUUGUUCGAGAAGCGAUUAGAGGUGAACUUCUCCAAGCAUCCAAACAUAACCCAAGGUGCUGACACACAUGAAUACGUUAACUCAAAUCUCAACCGUUUCAACCGUAACGCAGCUAAGAAUUACCGGUAUUGCUGCUCCCCAACAAAGAUGAUCCAUUUGUCAACACUCCCACAAGACAUCACUGAAGAGGAGAUUGUGAGCCUAGUAGAGGAGCAUGGAACAAUUACUAACAGCAAAGUGUUUGAGAUGAAUGGGAAAAAACAGGCUCUGGUUCAGUUUGAGAAUGAGGAGCAGGCUACUGAAGCCCUUGUGUGCAAGCAUGCCAGCACACUUUCUGGCUCAGUAAUUCGUAUCUCCUUUUCACAGUUGCAGAAUAUAUGAGACUUUGGUAAGAACUAAUGGUCAACAACCGGAACAAGGGUUGUUGAGCACAGUAGGGACAAGGAUUCUGAAUUUGGGAAGGAUAUUUUUUUAUGCAGAUGAUAUCAUGAUAGUCAUCUUCAGUAUCUUGUAAUGGUCUAACUUAUUGCUGAUAAUAUCUACUCUUUCAUUUUUCACCUUUAAUCAGUUACUUCUCAUCUCCAUUGCUCUGCUAGUUAUUUAGGUUGCUAACAUAAUGUGGUGGGGAGGUGUAGAUUUUGUGAUUGCUGAUAGGUUGAGUCUUGAGGAAUAGAAAGGAGGGGAAAUCACUACUACCUUAUUGCCUUUUUUCUAUAAAUAAUUGUUGUAUAUGUUCUGUAAUUCAAGCUAAGUAGGCAUUUCGGUUGUAUUCUCAAUCCAUAUCAAAAUUUUCUAGUCCAAUUGAAUAAGAAGAAAUGUUAUGUUUGGUUUGGAUGUAUC